This is a messenger RNA of Pteronotus mesoamericanus, 2520 nucleotides long. It is a transcript of the gene SNAPC3, whose product is annotated as small nuclear RNA activating complex polypeptide 3. The transcript has 9 exons. The coding region runs from base 24 to 1262 and encodes 412 amino acids. Gene Ontology annotation, molecular function: RNA polymerase III type 3 promoter sequence-specific DNA binding; core promoter sequence-specific DNA binding; bent DNA binding. Gene Ontology annotation, cellular component: snRNA-activating protein complex. The record is from RefSeq and is a predicted model, not a curated record. NCBI's taxonomy places the organism in Eukaryota, Metazoa, Chordata, Mammalia, Chiroptera, Mormoopidae. Gene Ontology annotation, biological process: snRNA transcription by RNA polymerase II; snRNA transcription by RNA polymerase III.
UUUUGCAAGGGAGUGGAGCGAACAUGGCUGAAGGCAGUCCGGGUGUCCCAACGUGCAGUGGGGUGAGCCGCGGACAGGUCCCGGUCCCCAGCAGUGGCGCCUGCAACUUUCCAGAGUACGAGGUUCCCGAACUAAACACGCGUGCUUUCCACGUGGGCGCCUUCGGGGAGCAGUGGCGUGGCCGGCUGCGCGGGCAAGGGGAUUUGUCGCUGAAAGAGCCGCCGGCAUCCGCGCUGCCUGAGCCAGGAGGGGUCGCCGACUCCGCCUGGGAGGAUGCCGCCGUGGCCCGGGAUCUGGGCUGUAGUAUGGAGGCGGCAGCCGAGCUAAGGGCAGUUUGCGGCCUUGAUAAACUGAAGUGCCUUGAGGAAGAAGAGGACCCAGAAGUCAUCCCAGAGAAUAGUGACCUAGUGACUUUGGGGGUUAGAAAAAGGCUUUUGGAACAUCGGGAAGAAACGAUAACGAUAGAUCGAGUCUGCAGACAAGAAACAUUUGCAUAUGAGAUGGAGUCACAUGCCAUGGGGAAAAAGCCUGAAAAUCCAGCAGACAUGAUUGAAGAAGGGGAGCUUAUCCUAUCAGUGAAUAUCUUGUACCCUGUUAUAUUUCAUAAGCACAAAGAACACAAACCAUACCAGACAAUGCUGGUAUUGGGCAGUCAGAAGCUCACGGAACUAAGGGAUUCAAUUUGCUGUGUCAGUGACCUCCAGAUCGGUGGGGAAUUCAGCAGCACUCCUGACCAAGCCCCUGAGCACAUCAGCAAAGACCUAUACAAAUCAGCCUUCUUUUAUUUUGAAGGAACAUUUUACAAUGAUAAAAGAUACCCUGAAUGCAGAGAUUUGAGCAGAACAAUCAUUGAGUGGUCAGAGUCCCAUGACAGAGGCUAUGGGAAGUUUCAGACUGCUACAAUGGAAGACUUCACCUUCAAUGACUUACACAUUAAACUGGGUUUUCCUUAUUUAUACUGCCACCAGGGAGACUGUGAACAUGUGAUUGUUAUUACUGACAUAAGGCUUGUGCAUCGUGAUGACUGCUUGGAUAGGACACUUUAUCCCCUUCUUAUCAAGAAGCAUUGGCUAUGGACCAGAAAAUGUUUUGUUUGUAAAAUGUACACAGCCAGAUGGGUGACGAACAAUGACAGUUUUGCACCAGAUGACCCAUGUUUCUUUUGUGAUGUUUGCUUCCGAAUGCUCCACUAUGAUUCAGAAGGCAACAAACUGGGGGAAUUCCUCGCUUAUCCUUAUGUUGAUCCUGGAACCUUUAAUUAAUAACAAAAGGUGUAUUCUCAUAGGAACAGGAUCAGCCUGAAACAAUCAGCUGAAGUUAUCCCCAUUCCCCCCCCCAAAGUUCAAAUUACAGAUUUUCUUAUGAAGUAACUUGACUGUAUUUAAAUGCUUAGAAAUAUUUACUAUUUAUUACAAAGUAUGGUUCUUAUUCAGUGCUUUUUGCCCAUUUUCAAAUCUGUUUAUCUUACUGAGUUGUAGGGUGUCUUUAUAUAUUCUGCAUACAAAUCUUGUCAGAGAUAUGUAUUGAUACUUUCCCAGUCUUUGGCUUGCCUAGUCAUUGGAUUCAAUUAAUGAUACAUCAAAUGGUGGAAGUAUUUUGAAAAUUCUUUGAAAAUGAGACUCACUACAUAAGUAAUAAAUGUAAGAUUUUGAGUACAUACUCAAAACUUUACAGAGGUAGCACUUAAAUUGAAGCUUCAUUUCUUGACAACUUUUUGUGAAUCACAAAUGCUGAGUUUAAAAAUGUACAUCUAUUUAAUAUUUUUAUUAAAAAAUAGUUUCAUGUAAUAUUACUGGGAUAUGGGAAAUCAUUAUGGGAAAACCAUUAGAUCCUGUAGGUUACAAGUGAGCUCUGGCUCACUUAUUAUUGGGCAACAAUACCCAGUAUUCUGUAUGCAAAAAAGAAAACACCAGUGUUUUCCUGGCUCAACUCUUCAUUCUCUUGGCCCCCUUACUAUGAUAGUUGUUUGUUCUCUUUUCUCAUUCUGCUCCCAAGAGCAAGUGUGAUAACGUUUAGGUCAUCAGGGAAAAUUGUAGCUAUCUAUUCUGAAAUGUUUUCUGGAAACUUUUUUUAUUUUGAUGGAAAAUUAAAUUGUCAUUUAAAAUUUCACUUUCUUCUAGGUUACAUUUAUAAAUUCAGCUGAAUUCUACACUCCUGGAUGGGUAAGAACAGACAUUUACCAUAUAAAUCAAAAACUGAUGAAGAUUAUAAGCCUGUGUGUUUAAAAUAUUGACAUUAAAUGUUUUAUGGACUUACAUGCAAUAUGUUCAAUUAAGAACCUCUUUCUAGUAUAUCUAGCAGUGCUCUUAUGACUGAUCAGUACACCAGAGAAUCAAUAUAAAUUGUCCGAAUAUGGUUGGUUUAUGUUACUGCCUAAAUUUUUACUUUAAUAUUUCCAAUGAUGCUGAUUUAAAAUAUUGCUGGAAACCAGAUUUACACAAUUCCUCCAAGUUCCAGAGGUAAAAAUGAAUUUAUUUUUAAACUGCAUUCCUUGUAUCUUUUAUACAGGGGUCUUUUUUU